Messenger RNA from Populus trichocarpa (black cottonwood), 4013 nucleotides. Its product is annotated as protein SMAX1-LIKE 8. Bases 381 to 3803 code for a protein of 1140 amino acids. Gene Ontology annotation, molecular function: ATP hydrolysis activity; ATP binding. The record is from RefSeq and is a predicted model, not a curated record. NCBI's taxonomy places the organism in Eukaryota, Viridiplantae, Streptophyta, Magnoliopsida, Malpighiales, Salicaceae. The transcript is spliced from 3 exons.
CUCUCUCCCUCCUCCGAUAAACACAGAAACAGAAAGAUAUUUAGAUAUAUAGAAUCUAUGCUCCCCACCCCUCUCUUUCUCUUACUGGGCUCCACUUCUCCCCUCCACCUCCACCACCCUCGGUACCUCCUCCACCACCAACAUCAUCAUCGUCGUCAUCAUCAUCAUACCAUCAUAUUUAAGUUUUUAACACCCUUUACCAAAACACCGAACUUAUUCUUUCUCAUUUCUUUCUUUAUAAGCCAACUUUCUUUAUCUUUCUCUUCUAAUCUAUAGAAAAUAUACAAAACAACACAAAACAAAUAUAUAUAUAUAUAUAUAUAAUAGUCGAAACAAUUUUUUCUUUACCUUGUAACUAUUUCGUACAGAUUUUACCGGCCAUGCCGACGCCGGUAACAACAGCAAGGCAAUGCUUGACUGAAGAAGCAGCUCACGCUCUCGACGAGGCAGUGAACGUCGCACGCAGAAGAGGACAUGGCCAGACCACGUCGCUUCAUGCCGUCUCGGCUCUGUUAUCACUCCCUUCGUCACCUCUACGCGAAGCGUGUGCGCGUGCGAGGAACUCUGCGUACUCACCGCGACUCCAAUUCAAAGCGCUCGAGCUCUGCCUCGGGGUGUCACUCGACCGAGUGCCGACGAGUCAACUCGGUGAUGACUCACCUCCUGUUUCGAACUCGCUCAUGGCUGCUAUUAAGCGUUCGCAAGCGAACCAGAGGAGACAGCCGGAGAAUUUCAAUUUGUAUCAUCAAAUUCAACAGCAGCAGCAAUCGUCUUCUUCGAUUUCGUGUAUUAAAGUGGAGCUUCAGAACCUGAUUCUAUCGAUUUUGGAUGAUCCGGUUGUGAGCCGGGUUUUCGGUGAAGCGGGAUUUCGGAGCUCGGAAAUCAAGUUGGCUAUUGUUAGACCGUUGCCUCAGGUUUUUAAAUUCCCAUCCUCACGUUUCAAAGGCCCGCCCUUGUUUUUAUGCAAUAUAUUAUCAAGUGAGGAUCCGGAUUCGUUGUACUCGUGUCCGGGUCGGAGCGGUGUUUUUAGUUUUCCAUUUUCGGGCGGGUCGUUCCUUAAUAAUAACAACAGCAGUCAUAGUACUACUAAUAGGGAUGUUAAUUGUCGGAGGAUUGGUGAGGUUCUAGCGAGCAGCAGAGGGAGGAAUCCUCUGCUUGUAGGUUCAGGUGCUUACGAUACACUUGCAAUUUUUAGUGAGAUAGUAGAGAAAAGAAAAGAGAAUAUCUUGCCUGUGGAGUUACGUGGGUUAAGUGUUAUUUGCAUUGAAAGCUAUGUUAACAAGUUUAUUACAAGUGAGGAUUUUGAUAAAAAGAGAGUGGAUUUGAGGUUUGAGGAGUUGGGUCAGUUUGCGGAGAGGCAUUUGGGACCUGGGUUGCUGGUGAAUUUUGGUGACUUGAAGGCAUUUGUUAGUGACGACAGUGAUAAUAAUGGUUUGGGUGAUGCAGCUAGUUAUGUUAUUGAGAAACUGACCAAGCUGUUGCAGUUAUAUGGAGGGAGGGUGUGGCUUAUCGGUGCGGCGAGUUAUGAGAACUAUUCCAAGUUUGUUGGAAGAUUUCCUUCCACUGAAAAGGAUUGGGAUUUGCAGCUCUUGCCUAUCACUUCUCUCCCGACUUCUUCCAUGGCUGAAUCUUACCCCAGGUCAAGCUUGAUGGAGUCAUUUGUUCCAUUUGGCGGGUUCUUCUCCACACCUUCUGACUUGAAUGGCCCUUUAAAUACCCCAUACCAUUGUAUACCCCUUUGUCAUCUAUGCAAUGAGAAGUGCAAACAAGAAAUACUUUCUGUUUCAAAGGGAGGAUUUGUCGGCUCAGUAGCAGACCAUUACCAAUCUAGCUUACCUUCUUGGCUGCAGAUGGCUGAAAUCGGCACUAACAAGGGACUGGAUGCGAAGACCAGAGAUGAUGGAACGGUAUUGAGUGCCAAAGUUGCAGGUCUGCAAAGGAAAUGGGACAAUAUAUGUCAGCGUCUUCAUCACACCCAGCCACCUGGGUUAAACACUCAUCUCCCUCAGUUUCCAACUGUUGCGGGCUUUCAGCUGGUUGAAGACAAAAAGGAAAAUGCUGAAAAUCCUAGAAGCAAAAAUACAAGUGCACUGCCAAAUGGAAGCAGAUGUGUGAAUGUAAAUUCAUGCAUUCCCUCUGACAUACAAAAGACACCGAGAAAGCAAUUAGGUUUUCCUCUUCCUAUUGUUUCUGAGGCUAAGAGUGAUUGUAUUCUAUCCAAGCAACGGGAAAAACCUUCAAAAGAAGAAGAUCUUGAGUCUGGUGGCUUCAGUUCUCCACAGAAUUUCUCCAAUUCGAGCAUAGUUGAUGGCAGUCAAGCAUCUCCAACAUCCAUGACUUCUGUGACCACAGAUUUGGGCUUGAGAAUAAGUUCCGUCCCUACUAGUAAUGAACUGAAGAAAACUGUAAAUCAAAACCACAUGGAGCUUCCACAGGACCGAUCAGGUUCCUUUUCAGCAAAUGUUGAUGUUGUGCAUGGGAGUAUGUCUGACCAUUGGGCUCCAUCAUCAUCAUCAUCUUCUUCUCCUGACUACGGCGGGCAGUUUGAUCUCAGCAAUGCCAAGAUGCUCUUUAGAGCUGUCGUUGAAAGGGUUGGCUGGCAAGAUGAAGCUAUACGCGUUAUUAGCCAAACAAUAGCUCGCUGCAAGGCAAGAAAUGAGAAACGACAGGGGGCAAGUCUCAGAGGGGAUAUAUGGUUCAGUUUCUGUGGACCUGAUAGGCGUGGGAAAAAGAAAAUUGCUUCUGCCCUUGCAGAAAUCAUAUAUGGAAGCAGGGAGAACUUUAUUUCUGCAGAUUUAAGUGCCCAAGAUGGGAUGAUCCAUACCCACAUGCUCUUUGACCACCCAGAGGUGAAUGGCUACACUGCAAAGUUAAGGGGGAAGACUGUGGUUGAUUUUGUUGCCGGGGAGCUGUGCAAGAAACCCUUGUCUAUUGUGUUUCUUGAAAAUAUAGACAAGGCUGAUGUGCAGGCUCAAAAGAGCUUGUCACAUGCUAUUCAGACUGGUAAAUUUGCAGAUUCUCAUGGGAGAGAAAUUGGAAUCAGCAAUGCAAUAUUCGUGACAACUUCAACAUUGACGGAGGAUAAAGUUUGCUCUUCUAGUAAUGAGUUCUUCACCUAUUCCGAGGAGAGAAUAUCAAGAGUCAGGGACUGGCCAGUGAAGAUAUUAAUUGAACAAGCUCUUGAUGACGAAGUAGGCAAAAUGGUUGCUCCAUUCACACUGAGAAAAGGCGUCUCUGGUUCUAUCUUUUUGAAUAAAAGAAAGCUGGUUGGGGCAAAUCAAAAUCUAGACAGACAAGAAAUCAAAGAGAUGGUGAAACGAGCUCAUAAGACGUCAGCUAGGAAUCUAGAUCUGAACCUUCCUGCAGAAGAGAAUGAUGUGCUAGACACUGACGAUGGAAGCUCUGAUAAUGAUCAUGCAUCUGACAACUCCAAGGCUUGGUUGCAAGAUUUUCUUGAAAAAAUUGACGCAAGAGUGUUUUUCAAGCCUUUUGAUUUUGAUGCUCUUGCUGAAAGAAUAUUGAAUGAACUUAAUGGGUGCUUCCACAAGAUUGUAGGUUCGGAAUGCUUGCUAGAUAUUGAUCCAAAAGUCACGGAGCAGUUACUCGCAGCUGCGUAUUUAUCUGAUCGGAAGAGAGUGGUUGAGGAUUGGGUGGAGCAAGUUCUUGGUUGGGGAUUUGUUGAAGUUUUGAGAAGGUACAAACUGAAAGCAAAUUCCAUUGUGAAACUUGUUGCCUGCAAGGGCUUGUUUGUAGAAGAGCGCAUGUCAGGAGAUCACCUUCCAACAAAAAUUAUAAUCAGCUGAUGCCUUCAAAAAGGGCAAUUCCUGUGUUUUUUAAUGUGUAAUUUAGCAUUUAGGAUCAAGUAGCUCUUGUUUAUCCUCUUAAUCCCAUCAAUUCUAGCGGGUUUUGCAGGAUAGGUACGUGUAAUUGUGUAUUAAUUAUAAUCUGCAUGUAGUGCUUUGGUGAUGUGUCACCUGCUUGUUAAAUACAUAGUUAUAUGUCUUCAUUGCUUU